AGUUGUCUUGGUCAUCUUAAAAGGUAUGGGCCAAACCUCUUUCUAGUUGGAGGACAAUAAUGGGGUCCACGUAUUCCCUCAUGGCUCAAUAAUGGGGUCCACGUAUUCCCUCAUAGCAGUUUCCACGGCUGAGAUUCCUCCACGUUCCAGUCACAUGUGCCUUUCAUCAUCACAUUCCACUCAUGGCUCAUCUUCCUCCACGAUUCACAAUUUCUAACCGUCGAUUCUGUAAAAGAUCUGAUGGCUCUACUUUACUCAUCUCUUUCCUUAGGAAUUCUACUCGCAGCUGUUGGAUUCUUCUCCCUCCUCUCGCAAGUCCCGCUCUUUUUCCUUCCUUCGAAGAUAGAAUCUCUACGGAAGUAAGGAAAAUGCAGGAACAAACGACUAGCUCUUUAGCUGCAAACUCUCUACCAUCAAGUAGUGAAAGAUCAUCAAGCUCUGCUCCACCAUUAGAGACCAAAGAAGGAAUGGAAAGCGACGAGGAGAUACGGAGAGUGCCGGAAUUCGGAGGAGAGAUCACCGGAACAGAAAACGCCGGCCGGAAUUCGGCGUCGGCGGCUGGUCAGGAGCAGGUUCAGACGACGGGGGGAGAAAGACAGAGGAAACGCGGGAGAAGCUCAGCUGAUAAAGAGAACAAACGGUUAAAGAGGUUGUUGAGGAACAGAGUUUCAGCUCAGCAAGCAAGAGAGAGAAAAAAGGCUUACUUGACUGAUUUGGAGAAGAAAGUGAAAGACUUGGAGAACAAAAACUCUGAGCUUGAAGAAAGGCUCUCAACUUUACAGAACGAGAACCAAAUGCUUAGACAUAUUCUAAAGAAUACUACGGCUAAUAAGAAUAAGAGGGGAGAUAAUGGUGAUGGUUCUAAUCCUGAGUCUUGACGCAAGUGUUUGACCUUCUUCUUAUGUUUUUUGUUUUGUUUUUUGUUUGUUGUGGAUAAUGUGUUUUUAGAUAAUCCGUCUCUGA
Molecule: messenger RNA, 963 nt
Organism: Eutrema salsugineum
Lineage: Eukaryota; Viridiplantae; Streptophyta; Magnoliopsida; Brassicales; Brassicaceae
Product: transcription factor HY5
Exons: 4
Coding region: 183-878 (231 amino acids)
Biological process (GO): positive regulation of transcription by RNA polymerase II; regulation of photomorphogenesis; red or far-red light signaling pathway
Cellular component (GO): nucleus
Molecular function (GO): DNA-binding transcription factor activity, RNA polymerase II-specific
Source: RefSeq, a predicted model, not a curated record